Molecule: messenger RNA, 4094 nt
Organism: Sceloporus undulatus (fence lizard)
Lineage: Eukaryota; Metazoa; Chordata; Lepidosauria; Squamata; Phrynosomatidae
Gene: RETREG1
Product: reticulophagy regulator 1
Exons: 7
Coding region: 353-1429 (358 amino acids)
Biological process (GO): negative regulation of neuron apoptotic process; reticulophagy
Cellular component (GO): endoplasmic reticulum membrane
Source: RefSeq, a predicted model, not a curated record
AGAGAGAGCUCUAAGCUAGUCAAGCAAAUCAAGGUUAAUAGCUGGCUAGUGGUUCCUUCUCAUGUGACCAUAGAAGUGUUGGCUUCUGGACUGUGCUUGCUGCCUCAUAGCCUGUCACAGUGUUUGGAAUAAGGUGUGACCUAUUUAUUCCUAGAAUUAGCCAAUCAAAACAGUACUUUGUGAACUUCAUUCAAGACAAGCAGGCACUUGGUAUGUGUGUAAAUAUACCCUGUACCAGAAAGGCUUAGCAGGAUCCUGCAAAGCAGAGUCAUAGACUGGAUUUCUUCAAACUCAGGAAGAUUGACAAACCACCCUUGAGUCUUGGAUUAAUGCUUUAAAAAAAUCUUUAGGAAUGUCAGAAAGCGAGGACCUUGGACAAAGUGAAAGCUGGGAAGUCAUUGAUUCCAAAUCUGAAUACAGGCUCCGGCUGAAUCAAUGUUUAGAAGAAGCGAUGAUAAGUUUCUCCAUAUUUCUCCAAGAAAUGUCUCACUUCAAGGAGCAGAAUCCUGGCAAGUUUUGCCUCCUAGUCUGCAGCGUGUGCACAUUCUUCACAAUCUUAGGAAGUUAUGUUCCUGGAAUUGUGCUCUCUUAUCUUGUAGUACUAUGUGCCUUUUUAUGUCCACUCUUCAUGUGCAAUGAAUUUGGACAGAAGGUAUAUGGCAAUAUUAAGCCACUACUGCUGAAAAUGGACUUUGGUAUUGGGGACUAUAUCCAUCAGAAACUGAAAGAGAGAGCUGAAAUGAUAAAAACAAAGCUGGCAGAAGAUGACAGUGAACUGGACAUAUCAGCUCUGUGCCCUAAGGUUAGUCUUACAGCCGUGGCCAAAGAGUUGUCUGUAUCAGAUACAGAUGUAUCAGAGGUAUCUUGGACUGAUAAUGGAACUUUCAAUUUAUCAGAGGGAAACACUCCACAGACAGACACGUCUGAUGAUUUUGAUCGUCCCAGUGAUCACGAGGAAGCUUUCAUAAGAGACCUUACAGAAUUUCCAUCUGUGGAAAAUGGCAUGGGAACAAAUGAUGAAGAUGAUUCCAGCAUUGGUCUGCCUGUUCAGCAAGAGAAGAAAAAGGAACACCUCUCAACAACCACAUUGAACCCGGGCACCAGGCCGGAGAGGGAGGGGCACUCUGCAGCAGGCCUCUCCUUGCCUUUGAUCAACAACCAGGCCUUCAACAUAGUGACAGCCAUUGCCAGUGAUGUUGUGACAUCCGUGGUGUCAGCAGCUGUCAGAGACCAGUUGCAGUCCAUGCAGCCAGACCCCAAUUUAAUUGAAGAGACAGACACAGAGGAAGGAGAUGAUUUUGAACUGCUUGACCAGUCGGAGCUUGAGCAGAUGGAAAGUGAACUGGGGCUUACCAAAGGCCAGAAAGCAGAGCCGGAGGAAAAGAAGAAGUCCUCAGGCUUCCUCUCAAACUUGCUUGGAGGACAUUAAUAUGCAAAUUGGAGCUGCUUCAUAGUAUAUAGCCAAACAAAAUACAGACAACGUGAGAGGCAAAAAAAGGGGCGGGGAGAUGAGCUGCAAGCUCCAUCUAUUUUAGAUGUGCUGUAAUGUCCUUCAUACAGAGUGAACUAACUUGUUAUAGAUCAGUUGAUGCUGGUAGUUUUGUUUCCAAUAGUGAUGCCAUAGAAAUGGGGGGGGGGACCCUUUUGGCUAUAACCAAAUCCUCUUCACCUUCAGCCUGUUUACUCUUGUUUUUCAAGUAUAUAGACAGCAGUGCUUCAGGGAGAGAAAAUAUCGAAACAGGAAACAAAAAGCCAUCAUGUCCUAGUUGCCUCCUGUGUAGCAGAAUAUCAAAACCUCCAGAGUGAACAAGGGACUAAAUGCUCUUACAAAUAUCAUGAAAUGAGGAUGUCAUCAUCAAAAUGGAUUGCCAUUUUGUGUUUUCAUUACCUGUCUAAAUUUCCUGAUAUUCUUAUUGGCUAGGACAGGAAUAUGUAUUUUCUAAUUUUGGCAAGUUGCAGAGGUUUUAAAGCCUUACAGAACAAGCUGAUGUUAUGCUUCCUCCAUGUUCCAUCUGAAACCUCGCACUAGGCCCCAGAGAGCAAGACAAAAUACUGUGUUUGAGACUAUAUAUGCCAUCUCUGUGUAGUAUGUGUGUAUCCAGUGUGAUGCUGACUUUGGGUUACAAGGAUGGGGAAAUGGGAAAGAUCAAUAUUGAUGUUAGAUAGGCAGUCUCUUUACUUCCAGUUCCAUCCAUUGUAUGAUCUUUUUGUUUCAAAACAUAGAAUUGCAGCUAAAACUCUACAGACAGACUUUUGAUAAUUAGUUCUUCUACAAAAAGAAAUACAGAACAUAUCUGGCAUAUAAAUAGUAUAUAUUACGAUAAAACACUCCUAAUUCCUUGCAUAUUCUGUGGCAGACUUUGGGUCAUUUUAAAAAUGUAACAUAAUUUAUAUUUCCUGGUUUACCUGUUAAAAUUGAUGGGAACAGGCAGUGUCUUAACAAUGUAAACCGAAGUUUAAAGGAAGAAAUGCCACUAGUUUUAGUAACAUAGUAUAAAAAGCCAGCAACAUGAGGGACCAUAUCAUCUCUUUUGACUAAUCUUGGACUGUUACAGAGUUUUACUGGCAUUCUAAUAUAUAAGAAGUGUUACGUGUGCCCUUUCACCCCCAGUUUAGCGGGUGAUUUUCUGCCAUAGCAGCCAUUAGACAGCCUCCAUAUAGUGAAUAUUUCUGUAGGAUAUGCUGCUGUGUUUUUUUGGGGAGGAGGGGGGAUUGCUAGAAGCUCAGUUUUUUCUCCCUUCACUCCUGUUCCAUCCAAGGUGUUUAAUGUGACCCCAGACAAACAAGACCAAAUAACCCUAGUGUCAGCUCUCACUCUGUAUUAGCUUGGUUAAGGUAUCUCCAUACCCCUUGGCAGGAUGAUACUACUACCGCACAUUAGAUGUAAAUGUAUAUGGAAGUGGUUGCCUAUGACAAUGCAGAUUUGAGCACAGACUCAGAUGGACAUGUGUUUGUUGUGGAUUAUGCUGGUGUCUCCCAAAUGGGUAUCAGCCAUUCUUUCUAUUGGUCAAACUGGUACUUUCAUUCUUUAGCCCAGAGUCACAUGGUUGAAUUGAUUCCCUGCAAAAGAUGAGAGAUAUAAGCAUGAUCCUAAGCAUAUCUACUCUAUAGCAAGUCCCACCCACUUCCGCAGGACUUACGCCUUAGUAAGUGUGUUUAGGAUUGCAGCCUGUAUUAGUAAAAUCACUUCAUAAUGCAAGAUUCUGGCUGUGGUUACCAAUCAAAUACUCCCCCAUAUACAUGUUUUCUCAGGUUUUUAUGUAGUUUUAGCUUUGAUUUUAUUGGGAUCAUCUCUCAGGUUUUUGAUGAAUUUAUGAAGGAGCAGAGGACUACUUUAUCUUACAGAAUAUUUCCUAGAUAAGGGUAUGGUUAAGAGAAUAGAGAUAUUUCCUAAAUAGAGAUAUGCUACAGAGAAAAUCAUGGUAAUCCCUGUCUCUUUUUAAACAUGUGCUUCCUGUUCAUGGUGGAGAUAGAGAUUAUGAUUAUUGUUUAUAUAAUUUAUUUCCCAUUGGGACUCAAGUUAAUUCACAACAUGAUUAACUGAUAAAAACAUGAGAUGCUAUAUUAAAAUACAUUGAAACAGAUUAUGAAACAUUAUUGAAUUGAACACAAUUUAAAAACUCAUUAAUGAAGUACAGUACAACUUUCACCCACCCAAGAGCUAAUCAGAGAGAAUGAAACCUUACCCAUUAUUUGGAUAAGGCUGCAAUUUUAGUCACUCUUACUUGGGAGUAAGUAACACAUCAUUCAGUGGGAUUUACUUUUGAGUAAGCAUGCACUGAGUUGCACUGAUAAGAGCUGAGUCUAUUUUACAAGGCAAUAGGAAAGGGUUGGAAGAAGAAUGAUAAAUGAACUGGUAGAGCAUCAUCCCAGUUGUGUUGUAUAUUGUAACUGUGUGCACUUUAUUGUUUUAUUUAAAACGUUUCAGGGAUUUCCAAAUAUCAGAUAUAAUGGUACUUUUCUAAGGAAUAAAGUUCCAUCUACCAGUGAAAGCAGCUGGAGGGCCUGCUUGAGACGUGUAAAUAAUUCUCUUUCUGGUAUCAGGACUAAAAGUACAGUCCUGAGAUGAUGAAAUAAAACCCCAGUCUUGAAAA